GCCAGCGGUCAGCUCCGCCCGCCGCGGACCCCCGUGUAGCCAUUGCAGCCGAUCGCGCUGGCUGGGGUGUCCGACGGGAGGGAAUCCGCGGCUGCCGUGCUGGCAGAGGUCCCGCGGCCGGGCUCGGUGGCCUUUGGGACCCCGCGGGACUCACACGGAGGACUUAGGUGGGACCUCCUGGGACGGCGCCAGCACUUCCCCUAAACCCCCGAGGUCGGUGUGGGCAGCCCUGCUGGUGGCCCCAGCGUCGCUGUGCCUCUGAGAAAGCCCUUGCAGUGAGGGUUGUGUGCUCACAAACUUGACCUGGCUCCAAGCCGAGAUCAGGCUUAGCUGAGCUGCUCCUUGGCCCUCACCCAGAAGUGCCCUCGUGGGGGCGGGCAAAUAAAUAGGACGGAGAGCACACUGUUCUGAGCUCUGCCCUUUGGCUCAACAAGCCAAAAACUCUUCAAGCAAACAACAACCCGGGCAGUAAGUGCAGAAGGGCCCCAGCCCCCGCGUUGGUCUGGCCAGGGCAAGGGUACAGGGGGAGGGGGUGGGGCAGGCUAAACAAUGUGUCUAAGUACUUAGAUGUUUCAAAUCAAGCUAACUGCAAAACAUGUUUUCUCCUCCCCUGACAAGCAGGCCUUCAUAAACCUGGAAAGCUGUUUGAAUUUAGGAUCCUCUGGCUCCUAGGACCUCCCCCAAAGCGCUGGGGAGCCAGCUGCAGCCUGCAGCUCUGUUCUUUUCUUCCCACCCUGUGCUUGCCCCCUCUCACCUCUCUACCCGUCCCUCCUGCUUCUCUGCCAGGGGCUUGGCACACAGGUCUGCAGACGCCCCAUGCAGCAGCAUGCAUGUAGUCUAAUCCUGCUCCCCCUACACACAACUGCUCUUGGCCACCUGGGUCUAAGGGCGCCCAGGGAAUCCCAGGGGCUCAGGUGACUGCAGCAGGGUUUGGAAGAGGGUGGUGAUUUCCAGGUGAUACCCCCGUCUCAAUACCCCAGUGGACUCCUGGCUCGUUGGGAGGGCCCCUCUGGAAGAGGGCCUGAGCAGGGCUCUCCAGGGUGGUAGUGACGCUCCAGAUGCAAGACAUCCCGUGCUUUGAGCCAAGACAGCCACCAGGAGAGUUCAGGUCCACGAGAUGUUCCGGAGGAAUCCACCGGGGGUGGUGACCAGCUGAAUGAGAAGGAGGAGAGGGAUCGGUUCUCAGAGCAUUGUCUUAAGCAAUCCAAAGAAAAGAAACGCACUGUCGCUGGCGAUGCUUAAAUCUCUCCAAAAAGACAUUCUUCAUGAAGCCGAGAGCCAAGAUCUGAAGGUCAUUGUCAUUUCAGCUGAGGGGCCUGUAUUUUCCUCUGGGCAUGACUUAAAGGAACUGACAGAUGAACAAGGCCCAGAUUAUCACGCUGAAGUAUUUCGAACCUGUUCGGAGGUCAUGAUGAUGAUCCAGAAUCACCCGGUCCCCGUCAUCGCCAUGGUGAACGGCUUGGCCACCGCAGCCGGGUGCCAGCUGGUGGCCAGCUGUGACAUUGCUGUGGCGAGUGACAAGUCCUCCUUUGCCACGCCGGGCGUGAACAUCGGGCUCUUCUGCUCCACCCCCGGGGUUGCCUUGGGGAGAGCGGUGCCGAGAAAGGUGGCCUUAGAGAUGCUGUUCACCGGGGAGGCCAUGUCUGCACAGGAGGCCCUGCUCCACGGGCUGCUGAGCCGGGUGGUGCCGGAGGAGCGGCUGGAGGAAGAGACCAUGAGGAUAGCAAGGAAGGUGGCCUCCCUGAGCCGUCCUGUGGUGUCUCUGGGCAAAGCCGCCUUCUACAGGCAGCUGGCCCAGGACCUCAGGACCGCCUACCACCUCGCCUCCCAGACCAUGGUGGACAACCUGGGCCUGCCGGAUGGGCAGGAGGGGAUCAAGGCCUUCCUCCAGAAGAGGAAACCCGUCUGGUCACACCGAGUGGCCUCAUCAGAGGACCCGGGGCCAUAAGCCCAGUGGGCAGUGCUCAGGAGACCUGCUGGCCCCGGCCUUCAGAUCCCCAGCCACCACCACUGUCUGGUGACUGUUGCAGAAGUCAGCCUGCUUUUACCGCAUUAGUGAUGGUUACAGGGCACGUGGUCUGUAUUAAGAGCCACGAUCCCCUGCGGAAGGGGCGAAACGGAGACUCGGGUGCUGAUGUGAGCAGAAGGGCCGGGGGCUCCUAGGCUGGGCCAGCAGUGUUGGGAAGCGAGCUGUGAUGUGCCCCUGCCCAGGCCCUGAGGUGCGGGGUUGCCCUCACAGGGGAGGAGGUGGUGAUAAACCGAGGCAUGAAGGAAGGAAUUCAGCCUGACUGUUACCAAAAAGUGCCUCUAACGUGAGGUGGGGCCACUUGUCCGCUUCAGGUGACACAUCUCAGAUCUCCACGAGAUACUCCCCACUCUGAACAUCUUGAUUCUGUUGAGAAACCAUCACGCCUAUGGCUUUGGGAUAAUCUUAGGUGAUUAAAGUUUACAUAUUUAGAGAGACUCCUUAUCUUGUCUUCCCAACCAGACUGUAAACUGGUUGAAAGAAGAAAAUCAAAUAACUCUGAUGCCUGGACUGUGGACGUCUCACAGGUGCCUGGUGCUUCUGUGAUGAAGGAAACCAGACCCUGGAUUCGCGGAUGGAAGCACUGGGGAGGGGAGGGAGGGAACGCAGAACACACAUUGUACCACGAGGUAAUCACCUGCUCCGCUUCUGGCAGAUUCCAAACCAGCAUCAGCCAUCCGAGUUCCUUAACUGACGUAGUGUUUGGAUGAGGACCUGAGCAUCUGGCUUCCGGUCCAGUGAAGCCCCAGAAAUGUCCUGGAUCUCUUGUCCUCCAGCUUGCACCCUGGGGCUGAUCUGUUUUUCUUUCUUUCUUUGUUUUUUUGACUCAUCUUCUUCCCUAUGAGGAGAAUGUGGCCAUAAAUGUGAGGAGUGCCGAGACAGAGAACCACGAGGCUCCACGCAGUGGUUCUCAUUCUGAUCGUAGGGGCAGGCAGCCCCUGCACGGGAGGUCUCGAGGGUUUCUGUUGAGACUGGCCAGAGUUCAGAAGAGUGUUUUCCUGGAAAGGAGGUGCAGGAGGCUAAAAAUGUUCCUCCAGGAGAGGAAAGGCCGUCAGAGCCACCGUUCACUGGCCCCCAGGACACUCCAGGCACCCGUGGUAUUGACUCCAACAUUGAACCCCCAUCAGAGUCCAGCGGGGCAGGGCCCACUGUCACCUCCAGUCUGAGACCCAUCUGUCGAAGGUCAGUCAGCGAGAAUGGGGUGAGUGAGGGGUCCAGGCUCCGUCCACCCCAGAAAGCCGUGAUGCCCUUUCCCCGGCCUCCCGCCUUGUGGGGGAGCCUGGGCUGCAGUGAGGCCAGGCUGAAGGCUUGACCCCUGCACCAUGCAGCUUUCCAGACCCAGGGCUGGACCAAGAGAGCUUUUUACCUGCCGGAGAGCUUUUACCUAGAUGCUGAUAACCCGCUGGCUGAAAUUCCAAACCAAGCUGUGGAGAACGGAGUUGUGGCUGUCUGCUCAAAAGUAACACCCUCAGUGGAGUCCCCAAAAGUAACAAAACCUCAUGCAUUUGGCAAACCAGAGGCUGCUUCUCUGAUUCCUGUAGGAGCUGCACCGUAGCCUCGAACCAGGAAGUCCUGGGCCUCUAGGCUGGCUUCCCAGCCUGUGAGCUGCAGCCCCCUCGGGGACUCACCAUAAAUCUUAAUAAUUGCCGGCGCUGAAGAUAAUCCAGAAGGAAAACCUGCUACCCAACCAGCAGCGUCAUACAAUUCAUCCCCAAGGCAAAUACCAAUUUGAGGUUAAUUUGCAUCGCUGCUUCCUUCCACUGGGAUAGCCGAUGAAGACGUUCCGAUGACCACAUGUGACAACUGCUUUUGGAGAACCUCGUGUGUUCAUCUCCCUGUCUGCACUGUUUACUUCUCAGGGAGCUUUGCUGAGCUCAGCCCAGCAGACCACGUGCCAGCAGGGGCAGGGGCUCGAAAGUCAGUGAAAUGGGCAUUUCCGCUGCUCAGCCUGGGUGAGAGAUCCUUCUGAAGGCCAGCCUGAGCCCCAGAGAACAGAAGUUAAGGCACUGGCUGCAGUCGGGCCAGCAUGCGGGUUUGGAUCUACAUGAUUCCUGACCACCACACUGUAUUGCUCCCAAUGUACUGAAAAGGUUACCAUUCUAGCCUGGAGAGACCACCACCAGUGCACUCAGAGGAAACCGAUCAGAAAGGGCAAAGCCAAGGCCGCACAGCUUUGCUUACCAAAGGGGAUUCGGGGGAGAGCACAGAUCUGACCUCAAAGGAGUUCAAGUGCCAGGCCUGCCAUGAACUUAGCUGUAAGACUGCAGGUGACGGGACCUCUCUCAGCGCUCAGGUCCCCUUCUGUAAAAAUGACCCCCUUGGGCCCCCUGGUCGUCCUCGUUCUGGCAUUCCAGAUGCUACCAUGCUGGGAUUGGAAACUCACUGCAAAACCUGAAACAGGUAGCUUUUACUCAAAGAAAAUGCUCUUACAAAUGGAGAAGAUGGGCCUUUUACCUGGAAAGUGUAAAUGACAUUGGAGAACGAGAAAUCGUUACAGAUGCCCAGAGCCUGGGGGCCACAUCUGAACCUUUAGAAGAUGUCUUCGGCUGGGAAGGCCCUACCGUGGGCAGGGCUCUACCCAAACCGGCAGCCCCCCUAGUUUGGUCCAGGUGCCCCCUUUCUUCGCUCCAUCCUCUGAGAACCCACUGCACUAAGUAGGGUUUCCAAAGUAUGUUCCCUGGGUGACCGGGCUCCUCCCCAGACUUGCUGAAUCACAAAUUCUGAUUUCUGGGACCCAAAAUAUGCAUUUAAAAAAAGAUUUCCAAGUGAUUCUGCUGCACACUAAAAUGUGUGAACCCCUGCCUCAGGGUGGAAGUGACAGGUAUCUCCCCAGCAGUAUCUGUAGUUUGAAAGGUGGAGGUGGUGUGGCUCUUGUGUUGAAGCUGUGGGCAGUUACUGGAGAGGAACGUGGGGGCGGGGACUUGAGCAAUUGGGCAAUUUCAGGGCCUUCCUAGGAACCAGGUGCUCACAUGUCACAUGGAACAUCAGAAUACACUCACAUCCUGCACUAAAUGUCAUUCUGUUUAGGGAAAGGGGUUGAAUAAUUUGUUCUGAAAUGGCUUUAAAAUAUUUGAUUAACAAAUGAUGGUUAUUUCUUGGCAGUCAUCAAGAGGUAAGAGUUCAGUUCAGCCUGACUGGUGUUGACCUGUUACAGUUAAUAAAAUAUAAAGUUUCA
This is a messenger RNA of Camelus dromedarius (Arabian camel), 5201 nucleotides long. RefSeq names its product enoyl-CoA hydratase domain containing 3 (gene ECHDC3). The transcript has 5 exons. Lineage: Eukaryota; Metazoa; Chordata; Mammalia; Artiodactyla; Camelidae. Bases 1157 to 1948 code for a protein of 263 amino acids. Gene Ontology annotation, molecular function: hydro-lyase activity. Gene Ontology annotation, cellular component: mitochondrion. The record is from RefSeq and is a predicted model, not a curated record.